AUGUCGACGGUCAGAGGCAGUUGUCUUCUUGUUCUUAGUGCUGAUCCAGCAGGGGUGAAUGCCCAGUCAUUUAUACAAGCUUACACUUUAGCUACAACAAACUUUACAGUCCAGUUAACCUCUCCACAGGGAAAACCAACAGAAUUCACCCAACAAGAUGAACAGAAUCGUCGAUGGUUCAGUGAAUUUCGUUCCAAAGCAACAUCCACUCCAAUCAGUCUAGAAUCUGUUGAUGCCAACCGUUAUGUGGCGUUGUUGAUUCCACCUUCCUUUGGAGCAGUUACAGAUUUGGCAAACAAUAAAGACUUAGCAGAGAUUCUCAACCAUUUCAUCCAAGAGAAAAAACCAAUCUGUGCAAUUGGAAUGGGUGUUGCUGGCCUUUGUGCUGCUCAACAGACAGACAAAUCAAAUUACAGUUCCUGGAAUUUUCAAGACUACAGUCUCACUGCACCAUCUGUAUCAGAAUUGGCCCGCAAACCAGAAUUUUCAAAUCUGUCAAUCAUUCCAGAAGAUUUCAUCAAAGACAAUGGAGCCAGUUACAGUUGUAGUGAGAUGGAUGCUGUCCACGUGAUCAUUGACCGCCAUUUAGUGUCUGGUCAGAAUCCUCAGUCAACACUCACUGCUGUCCAAAAUUUGAUACUUUUAUGCAACCAAAAGAAGACUUUGUCAUCAGCCAGAAAAUAG
Messenger RNA from Acanthosepion pharaonis, 684 nucleotides. The record is from the annotation of a GenBank genome assembly. NCBI's taxonomy places the organism in Eukaryota, Metazoa, Mollusca, Cephalopoda, Sepiida, Sepiidae.